UAAGGGUGCAGACUAAUGGGAGGAUCCAGCCUAAUUUGCAAAGGUCACUGAGGUCAAAUGACAACACAACAUACGGCGGACCGGAAGGAUUUUACGAGUUAAAGUCUAGCAUUUUCAAGCCACGUAUUAAAUACCAGAAGACGAUUGCAGUAAAUCAGUAAUUUGAAAGGUUAUAAAACAUAAGUCAUCAUGUUUGCCAGACUGAAGAAGAAGAUUGUUGAAGAGGAGGGGGUGGAGGAGGCCGAGUUGAGCAAGAAGUAUGUUCCUGGGUCUGCUGUGCCUCAGCGACCACCUGAUGGCUCUCCAGUAUCCAGAGGCCACAGGGGCUCAGCCGCUAGUCUGUCAUCACAUGGAAGCUCGUCAAGCUUGAAUGCACAGGCUGAGAAUAAGAAGGGUGCUGAGUCAAAUGCAGACAGUCUUCAAGCUGAGCUGACCCAACGCAGUGAUCAAAUACGCCGUCUGGAGGGCAAAUUGGAUGAGUACUCGGCGAUGCUGAAAGAAACAGUCAAGGCGAAAGAGAAAUUGGAGAUAGUGCUAGAGAAACAACAAGAAGCCAACACCAAACGAGUUCAGGAGAUGAACGAAGAGUUCCAGUUGAGGCGGUCCAAGAUGGCCGACAAGCUAGCCCUAGCCGUACAGAGGAAGGAAGACGAGAUGAAGGAACAGAUACAGGCUCUGGAGAAAGAGAAGUCGGGUCUUAAGGAUCAGUUCCAGCGAGUGUCGCUGGAUAAAUUCAAGAAGCAGGAAGAGAGUGAGGAACUACAGGGCUUCCAAGUCCAAGAGCUUGCCAAAGUGAAACAUAUGUUUGUGAACAGCCAGGAGGAGUUACAUAAAUGCAAGGCCGAUUUGGACCACGCCCAGGAAAAACUUGAGGAGAGUAAUCAACAGGCACAGAAGCUGGCCACGGAACUCAACAAAGUCAGAGAUAAUGUGACCAAACUCAGACAUACCAGAGAUGAGUUGAUCAAACAAAAGGCAUCAGCAGAGGAGCAUGGCACGCAACAAGAGCGAUCCAAGAAACUGCUUGAGGAAAGACUACACAGUGCGUCAAUAGAAAGCCAGGAGAAGAGUAAAAGACUGGUGGCACUGGAGGAAAGAUUGAAUCAGACUCAAGAAGAACUUGAAGCAUUGCGUCAUGACAGUGAAGUUCACAAAACACAGUCUGCAACUCAGCUGCACGAGAGCGAAAGUACCAACAAACACCUGGAGGAGAAGGUUAGGAUGCUGGAGCAGAGACUACAGGAUCACAGUCUGACUGAUGAUGAGCAGAUGCAAGCUGUCAUGGCUGAGAGAGAUACUCUAGAACAGAAAUUAGAAGCUUCCCGAAGAGAACUAAUCGAUGUGAAAAGUUCCUCAGCUGAUGUGAUCUCCAGUCUUGAACAACAGAUUUCUCAUCUGAACACCAAGAUGGCCGAGGACACGGAAGAAGCAAUCAAGGGGCAGCAGACGCUAGACGCCAUGAGCAGGAGACACUCUGAGGAGCUGAGUCAAUUACAAGCCAAGCUAGAUGACGCUGAACAACAAGCUCAAAGUCACCUGGAAUUUGUUAAACAGAGAGACACUCAGAUUGCCGUACAGAAAUCGCUGAGCGAGACGGAGUUGAGAGCAACGCAAGAGCAGCUUGCCGAGACCAAGAAGCAGUCCCUGGAAAUGAAGAAACAACUUCAGGACAAGAUAGCGACGUUAGAAUCCAAGAUUACUGGGCUCAGUACAGCAACAGACUUUGAGAAAAGUGCAGCAGAACACAAAAUUACUCGUCUUGAGAGUCAAAACGAGGAGUAUUUAGAGCGAGAGAUCGAGCAUGAGAAGCACAUCACUCAGCUGGAAGAUGAGAAAGAAAAUGUCUCGGCAUCUCUCAACCUGAAGACCAAGGAAUGCGAGCAACUCACAAGGGAAGUUGAGGAGAUUCGAGAGAGGACAGAGGAUUUGUCCAGACAGGCUCUGUCUGCAGGCACUGCCGUCAUGGACGCCCAUAAAGAAGUAGACAGGCUUCGGAAGCUUGUAGAAGCUCGAGACACGCAAAUCAACAAGGCAGAUCAAGAGAAUGAGGAGUUGAAACGCCAGAACUUGGAGCUGGCCAACAGUCUCGCUCAGCAGGACGUGGAGACGCAGACUAACCACGACCAGGCACAGAGGGCGCUGUUUGAGAAGAACGAGAGCAUCAGCGUCUUGAAGCAAACCGUCGCCGAGAAGGAGGAAGCGAUUGAGGUGCACCAAUCCAAGAUAAAGGAAUUGGAGGCAGCAGCCCAAGCUGACACCAACGGGGUCAAUGAAGCUGAGGAUAUCGAGAAGUUGAAGCAAACUCUUGAAGAGCAGGAACAACAGCUUAGCGAGAAGAACAAAACGAUUAAGAUGCAGCAACAGAGGUUAGCUGACCUGAAGAAAACACUACAGAGAGAACUGAAAAUCCAGAAUUCCACCGGCUACGACUCGCCAGAGGAAGUUACCAGAGACAAGGGUCAAAGUUCAAUCUCUGCAGGGUUGAAUAAAAGCUGCAGCUCGCCAGCAUUUAGUAACAGUAGUGUAGGCCAAUCACCAGGGUACAGUCAUAACUCAGGGCCCACAGAGUCUCCUAACACUCAGGCCAGUUCCUCGUUGAGUCCACACUGCGCGGGCCUGGAUCGGCAGGAUGUCAGAGAAGUCAACUUCCAGUAUCUCCGACACGUCGUGUUCAAGUUCAUGAGUAGCACUGAUAGUGAGGCCAAGCAGUUACUGAAGGCAGUAUCGACAUUGCUGGAGUUUACACCACACGAAGAGAAACUGAUUAACAAGACUUUGGAAUGGAAGACGUCUUGGUUUGGGAUCCGACCGUCUCCCAAGAAAACCAUCCAGGUCUCUUCUCUUGCCUACAGGUGAUGAACACAAUGCCUCCAUGUUUAAUGGCCAGUUUAUAGUUGGUCACGUGAUGGUCACAUGACAAAACACUGACAAAGGAUUAUCUUUAACACAGAUCUACCACGACAUACACAUUUAUACUUUCACCAAAGACACUGACAAGAAACAAGGUCAAAACAAUUGAACUUUGACAUGGUUGCUGACCUCAAUUCCAUUAUGUCAAGAUCCCACAAAGGCUGGGCAUGUGGUGACAGUGCGAGUGACAAAGGCCACCAUUCAGGCGUCCGGAAAUUGGACACAGAAUUGGCUGGGUGAUACCUAACGUGGCGCACUUGAACGAAUAUCCCAAGUUAGCAUUUAAGAAUUUCUUAAAAGUUGAUAAAUUCUGAGAAAUCAUCAUUGCUUCCACUCCCGUACCCAACUAAAAGUUUGUCAGCAAAUGAUUUUCUUACUGUGGGGCGCAUUUUAAAAGGGUUCAUCGUGCACUUCCAAAAAAAACCCACAAUUCUGAUCCGGACAAAAGUCCCCACAAAAGACAUUCAAAAUCUUGCUUUUCCAUUGUUUGAGAAGUUACUAGGUAAUUUGUAAAUUUGGUUACGGGUACUCGAUCCCAGAAUCUGGAACCGGUUCCUGACAUCAACAGUUGGGUACUCGGGUACCCGGUUCCGAUGCACACCCCUAAAAGUAUAAACACAAAUAUCACAUGACAACUAUAAAUUUGUAUUGUGUGACUACUGACUAUCUGUGCAUGUCUUACUAUAAACUGGCCACCUCAAACUCAUCCACAGCUCGGUAUGAAACUAUAUGCCUUACGUAAUUCUCCAUGUAAAAUAUUGUAUUCAGAAGUCAUUGUAUAAAUUUGUACAGUUUUAUUCACACCGUGGUAAAAGUAACCUUGGUAAAAGUUACCUUGGUAUUAGUUACCUUGGUAAAAGUCUCCAAAUGGAAAGGUAGCAUGCUUAUUUUCAGAACAGAUACAUAAUUCUUACGUUGUACUGUCCAUGCUCUUCAGCAAGUCAAUUUUAUCAAUUUCAGAACUACUUGUGACCUUUGAAUGUUACUUUUUAAUGAAAAAAAUUAUUUGGGUUGAUUUUGUGCAUAAACAGAUCUGCCCUGCCAAUACCAGUUAGACUGGGUUCAAGUCUUUAAAUCCUUUUUAGGCCAAAUAAAAAAAUAUAGCGUCCCAACCCGCUUCCUUUUUUCAAUUGGAGGCCUCUUUUCUUUUUUUUUCUUCUUUUUUUUACGAAAAAAAA
This is a messenger RNA of Patiria miniata (bat star), 4088 nucleotides long. It is a transcript of the gene golga1, whose product is annotated as golgin subfamily A member 1-like. The record is from RefSeq and is a predicted model, not a curated record. Gene Ontology annotation, cellular component: Golgi apparatus. The transcript has 21 exons. NCBI's taxonomy places the organism in Eukaryota, Metazoa, Echinodermata, Asteroidea, Valvatida, Asterinidae. The coding region runs from base 190 to 2856 and encodes 888 amino acids.